UAUUCUCAAGAAGUUGGACAGGGUCACACUCCGUUCACGUGAUGGUACCGAUGGUUUCUGUCUCUGCAUGUAGCUCGUUAAGAAACUUGUAUCGGUAUUGCUGCGAAAAUGAACCUGAGAAGGCAGCUUGUUCAGCUCGGUUUGAAUGGAUAGCGUCACAAGUUUCUCUUCCAUUUGCGGAGCAGAUCCACUCCAGAAAAUCAGCUGUUGAAAAAGAGCUGUAUACCUACUAUCCUUGUGUUUUACUUGAGUAGAUGUACUUAGCGAGCUUUUGAUCCUGCUAGUUUUACGGAGAUGAGCCUUGUAAACAGUGUCCCGAUUGGUUUCAAGUUCUCAUCCAAUUUUUCAGUGCUUUGUUCGUACCGGUUGUUGCUUCUGUUUCGAUGAUCGAUCAGCUCUGAGAGAAAGGAUUCAUUUUCUUUUGUGAGGAUAUUUACCAAGAUAUACAGCCAUGAUGGAUUAUAAUUAUGAUAGUCAGCGUCUGUUGUCUGUUGGGACAGUGGAGAAGAUUGACUCUUACUUCCAGAAAUACCAGAUGGGGCACUACCAAGCCAAUGCUGUAAUGCCCCACCACACCCCACCUCCAGGUUCCACUAUACCCGUCGUUCGGACAGACCCCCAAGACUCUGGCAUAGAAGACCUUGUGGACACCAUGCCCAGCUCAUCAAGGGACCGAAAACAACAGUUCAACAAGAAUGUCCUUUCAGAUCAGGAGUUGAUGGUCUACAGGCACGCCCUUCUCUGCGCCCAGUUCCCCGUCCUCGGCAGCCGACUCCCAACCUCCGCCCUCUCCAGCCCCAGUAGCUCCGUCUCCUCCCCGCACGGCGGGGGCGGGAGGGGCGGGGCAUCAUCCCUGCUCACCUCCCCUCCCCCGUCUCCUGGCUCCCUGAGCCUUGAUGGAGGGGGAGACGAGGGGGACUCCAUGGUCCAAGAGGAGACCCUGUGCGUCCUGGUGAAGGAGGCGUUUGGGCUCAGCGAGGAGAGGCAUCUCUUCUACGAUGAUUACAUCAAUAGAGGGCUUGGAAACAAGCCUCCAGCUAAGCAUCUGGUUGAAGAGCUGAUGGGGCGUCUCUCACUUCUACAAACCAACAGUCAUCCAUUUUACAAACCACAGGAUUUUGAGACGAGGAAUGCUUACGACCUUUGGCAGCAGCAGGAGGGUCAACGUAUCAGCGCCCUCAUCAACCGCUUUUGGAAAGGUCCGCUGCCGAACCUUGACCCCUUGGUGUGCCGCGCAUCCUACUGGUCUAACAUGCGGGAUAUGUAUCGAGACCUCCUCCUGCUUCUACUAAAACAUGACAAGGUGCUAAAAGCAGGCCCGUCUACAGGUUGCCCUCUAUUGUCCAGCUCUAGACGUCUUCUCCGAGAAUUUCACUUUCAGUAUGGAAUUGGUGAAGUCUUCAGAAGAGCUGUUUAUUUGGAACAAUUAUCAAGCAAAGAGUGGUUUGAGAGCGAUGAUUGGUUCUUGAAGCAUAUGUCACAGUCUCUACUGGGAAUCCAAGAUCUUCUUACCAAACACCAAGCCAGGGUUACGAUGGUCAGAAAAGAGUAUGAGUUGCUACGUCGUGCCCUAACCCAAUUUCAAGAGAGAUGCUGUGAUCUGUUAGAGAAACUACUGCAAGAGAGAACGCCGCAGCACAGAGUUGUGUGCUUGAUCACUAAUCUCUCUGACAUUCUUGCCCUGAGCGCUAUACUGCUGGGUCGUCACCAAGGCAACCUGGAAGCUAUCAUCACACAGAGUCUCAAGGAGAGUGUUCAGAAUAGCUACAACGGUCAUAAACUGCGUCUGACCACCGAGCUUCGUCUCAAUGCCUACUCUUCCCCAGUCUCUGCUGAACUGAUCAGCAAGCUAAUCGCACACAUCAAAUCUGAGGUCCAGUACAUCCAAGAAAACUAUCAGCAAUUAUUCCAACUCUACCAUGUAGAGAUCAUGGAGUCUGCAGCUUCAACCUUCUACUCGUGUCUUAUGGCCGACGUGUCGGUCCUAUGUGAUAAGGUACAGGUCGCACAGCAGGAGCCGGAACAGAUGCGAGAGUCCGUUGACCCCGAGAUGGUUGCCAUGGCACGUCGGCUGGACCGACUGGACCAAACCUGGAAGAACUACAUUCCUGCCACAUCCCAGCAAUGGAGGAAAUCAUUAACCAAGUCAGCAGUGCACUGGUUCCAAUAUCUCAUCCAAGACAUGCAGGCUAUGAUAGUCUACAGCAUAUGCAGAGAUAAGUUUGAAGCAGUUCAUUUGACCUUCAGCCAAGACGAUGAAGGGUCUCACAACUCUUACAGCAGCAGCGGUCACCAUCGACCGUCCAACGCCAAUCCCUUGACCCAGUCCAUCGGCUCGGCCUUUGCAAGCGUCAUUCCCAAAGAUCAAAAGCAGAGGGACAGUGAACGUGUUUCAAACAACAACAACACCAGCAGACCCAAAGCUACUCAACCUCAGCACCGGGACAUCAGCUUCAAUCCAUCAGGGGUCCUGAACUUCAAAGGUCCGGUCAGGACCGGAUCCUUCCCACAGAUCACGGACUUGCUUGACCGCAGCGAGCAAUGGUCAGCUGCAGGAAACUCCAAGAAUGAAGGAGUUGAUGGUCCUCACCUACCAGGUGGUGGGGGUGAUGCCUUCCAACCUGUGGACUCUAAGACGAGAGGUUCCUCAAGGAACUCUAAAUUGUCCCACCAGGAACUGACACAUUCGCAGUCGUUCCCUGAACUGUCGACCGCUGCUGCAGCUCCUGAGGAUAUUCCUGGACCCAGUGGUGUCCAGGACACGACCCGGACGUUGCCGCCGCUCCCGCACCACGACUUCCACGAUGACUACACCUCCGGCAAAGAUCAGUCCACAAGCACAAGUCGCUCCCGCAGCAACAGCAGCCAGCAUCAUUCAGACCGCACCUACAGCUCGGACAUGGAGGCCAGCACGGAUGCGUCGUCCAGCUCCAGGAGUCGCCACAGGGCACAGCUGAGAGCCGUGUUUGAACAGCUUGGUCUCUUCUCCGGGGAAGGACUUCGUCAGUCGGAAAUCACACUGCCAAUUUCGAGUAGCCUUGUGGACAUGGUGUAUGUGGUGAGACAUGCUUGUAGUCUGAUGUAUGAUAUUUGCAGUGUGCUGAAACCAGAGAUGUCCGUCGAGGUCGAAGCAGACGAGUUGCAGCAGGGCCUCUUGGCAAUAGAUCUGCAACAGCUGUUCAUCAGUCCAAUACAGGGUAUGACCUUUGCUAUCAGAUUGUUUGCAUCCAACAUGUUGGCCAUGGACCUCUGUGCUACACCUUCUGGUGAGGUCAACAAGAUGAUCAGUAAGGAGGUUCUGAACCGUGUGUUCAUAGCGCAGAGUGCAGGCUUGCUCGGGGGCUGUCGGCACGAGAGGAGCGGGUUACCGGACUGCAACAUCUAUUUCAACAGGGAUAGAGCUUGCCUCUGUGAUAACUUUGAACCCAUCAACCCAGAGAUGUGCCUUAGAAUCAACAACGUCCAAGGAUUGCUGGAGCUGCUACCUGACCUACUGACAGACCUUGAUGGAGCGGUUGCUGCGAGAUUACCAAAGGUGCAGGACGGGACUGAGGGAACCAAGAAACAGCGCCCUCUACAGAGAUACCUUCACAACUUGAUUGUAGGACAGAUCAAGCUCCUUGCUUUCAAGGUCAAUCAGAUGCUAUCGCAGGCCUUGGGAGUCCUUCUGCAGCUGGACAUGGGUUCAUACAGCAUCACCGAUCGCCUGCAUCCCCUGACGGCCAGUAUCCACAACCACCUGGUCGCAACGUCCUCAUGGCUCUAUCCCCAGUGCUACCAAGUAUUCUGUCAAGAACUGUGGAAGUGUAUUGUGCAGGACUUUGAGAAACUAGUGGAGGAGUUGCUGAUGCUGAAGACGGAGGAUAGACUGAGAGCAAUGCUUCUUCUUCAGGCUAUAGCACACCUUAUGGAAACUAUCAUCAAUCAUUCCGAACACGGACUCAGUCCUGAUGUCUUCCUAGAACCAGCGGAUGGAGUCAUCCAGGUUCUCCAGCUCUACACAUGGCCUACGUCUCGUCUCAUCCAGCUCUAUCAAGGUCUCCUACAGAAGGCCUGGGAAGGAACGACGACUGAAUCUUGGCCGGUCCGCCUACGGACACUGCGAAUCCUGCAGCGGUUGCUAUGCCAACAGAGAAAGUGCUUCACUGGAAACGAGCUGCUGCACGCUCUUGUGCAUUGUCAAGAAGAGGAGCAGCCAGCAGAGAACAUUUGGGAGUGGGCUUACCAAACAGCUGAACAGCUACUGGGGAGUGGGCUGGUGAGAACGAUGACGGCUAGCGGAAAUACGGUGGAUCUCACUGCUCUGGCAGGAAAAGAUGGGUCAAACCUCCAUUUUGCUUCCCAUGGUGAGAUCAGUGACUACGAAGGCUACAGCUUCCCUGAGGUCACCCUGCACAGCAUCCCCAGGACAUCCAGGAAGAGCCCUGCCCUGGACACCAACACCACCACCCCCACAGAGGACACCGAGGGGUCAUCGGACAGGGUCUUGAGACGGCUGCAGAUGACCGAUAGAAGAGGGGGCCAGGAGAUGGAGGAGAGUGACAGCAGUGAUGAUAAAUCAGGGGACGAUGAGGUCCAGCAUCUGUUCGAGGUGUCGGUGGAGGUCUACGAUAGUCUAUCACCUGCUCCUGUCAGAGAUGAACAGUCUGUGGUGCCUUCAGAGUCUGUGUCUCGGUCAAGGGGCGAUCUGGAUGAUGGUUGUCCUGAUGUGAGUCCUGUUGGGACUGUUGAACCUGCACCACUGGGUGCAGAGUGUGAAGCGUCUUCCGAUGAUCAUCCAGAGGCAAAAGACGUUGAUGUUGCAAUGGAUGAAUCAGAAUCAGCUAUGCAAACGACCACUGAACAUAUGCAUCCAAGUAAUGAACAUAGUGAAAUAGAUGGUGUUGAAGACAAGGCUUCUGCAGAAGACAACCUGUCUUGCUCUGCAGGAAUCUCUGUCAGAGUCGAAAGUAAGGAUCAAGCAGGCACUAGUGAUCAAGAUGAACAUAAAUCGAAUGGUAAUGAGGGCGAUAGUGACUUGUGCUAUCCUGAUCAAAGUAUGCAAAAAGACAAUGAGGGUGCUCAGGGAGGCAUGGAAGCUUCUACGGGAGAAGAUGCCAUGGCUGUGCCAGGUCCUGAAGGAAUGCAACAAUCUGAAGGAUCAGAAGCACAGACGGUCGCACCAAGUAAAACAGACACUCAGGAAUCCAAGACUAUCAUAGGACAGGAGCAAGAAGAGUGUUUGGAUGAUAAAGAUGAGCGAGUGUUCAGGGUCAUCCAUGAUGAAGAUGAUGCAAGGAUUGUAUUGACCUUUGAUGAUGUAAGACCCAUUGAGGAUUUGGCACUAAGCCAAGAGUUAGGUCCUCAACCUUCACUAGCUGUAUCAGGUAGUGGUAAUGAUAAUGAAGAUGUGGGGCACACAAGAGUAGAAUGUGUAGAAAAAAGCAGACUUUCUGGUGAUAAUGGUCCUAAAAGCAGUGAACCAACAAAAAGUGAUUCAUUAUAUAGUAAAAUAGAGGAGCAGAGUAGAACUGAGUCAUCAUCAUCUGGUAUCCGUGAGCCUGGCCGAAGGGACAGAGGUCUUUCAACCUCAGGAGCAGUUUCAAUGGACACAGAGGGAGACAGAAUACAGGUAAUACCCCCAAAACAGCCCCUAGCCCCCAACCGACCGUAUCGUUCUUCCACCUUUUCCGAGUCCUCCACUUCAGACCCAUCGGACUGCGAAUCCAGAGGCACACCCCGUGCAAGCAGCCCUUUCCUGGGACCCUGGUCACCCAGAGGGGUCGUCCCGGCCUUCACCGCGGACUCACAGCAGCUCUACUGCUUCUCUCAGGUCUACGACUCGAUCCCCAAGGGGGAGGAGGGGGUAAGGAAUCGCUCCAGGAGUCACAGCCGAAAUCAAAAGCCUUCCAGAGGAUGGUGGAGAACCUGGACGCAGGGUUCAGCCCGGAGAUGGUCGUUGCCAUCAUCGCGACACGCAGGGACGAAUCGUCCAAGAAUUUCAUCAAUCAGAUCGGAGACGAGUCUCUGCUCUUGAGAGAGGCUUCCUGCAUCAAGCGGUUGUGCAAAGCAUGUUUCAAUUUAAGAUGAGGCAAUGAAAACGCAGGGAUGAAUCCUCCAAGAACUUCAUCAAUCAGAUCGGAGACGAGUCUCUGCUCCUAAGAGAGGCUUCCUGCAUCAAGCUGUUGUGCAAAGCAUGUUUCAAGUUAAGAUGAGGCAAUGGAAGGAAGGUGCGACACAAGGCAGAAAGAAAUUCAACCCGCCAGGUACACGUUAUGCCAAAGCAAAUUGCAACUUUCCAAACAAUGCCAAAAUGUGAUUGUUUGUUAAGUCUAUCCAUCAGACAUCGAAUGCAUGCCUAAGUCAUGAAAACCAAAUAUUUCUGGAUUUUUACUUCUCUCACUGAAUGUCUUGGAAAUGAAUUGUAGCUGAGUUGAUCAAGUAUGAAAUGGAAUCUUCCACAUUAUUAACAGUGUGUGUUUCCUGAAAGUAGAUGUCAUACGAUAUUCAUGAAUUUGUUUUAUAUACUAAUAGUUUCAGCCACUGGUAUGCAAUUAUAUAUGUGACUGAUGUAUUAGGGCAAGCGUUAAGACGCAGAGUCAGGUUUAGGUUCAUUUAUGUGGGGGUAGGGGUAUUCUACAGUUGUUCUGACUUUCUAGUCAUGCAGGAACUCUAACCAACUUCUUGUAAUAAAUUAUGAAAUAUAUUAACCUUUCAUCUCCCACCAAAUCCAAUUUGAUCAGGGCAGAAAUUGACUUGCAUUCCAAUUUGUGUUAGAAAGUCAUUGUAUGGCAUGUUGAUCAAGCACCACUUUUUGUUCAGCUUAACUUGUGUGAAGAUAUGUUCAGUACUUGUAUCACUAAACCAUUGGAAUAGGAAAAUGUACAUUCCAUAUGCGUGUAUGUACUGUCCCCCCCCCCCCCCUUCAAUUUAAUCCACUGCCAACAGAAAACCGAGUAUUUGUAGAUCUUGUAAUAACCCUACAUGGUAAUGAAGGGAUUCAGUAGUUAAUGGGUUAGUUUUAUCAACCAAAUACUUUCAGACUCCAGAGUUACUAUUUAUCCUAAAGUAUUGCCUCAAAAGCUUACAGUCAAAUCCGAGUCACCUGAUCUAAAUCAUGUUGUUUAGACCGUCAAAUGUCAAUUUAACUUACAGUAUGUCUGAAUACACCCAUCAAUAAGUGAUGGCAGAAACCUUGAUUCUCAUUGGCCAUCAGAACAUAUAUAUUUGAUCACAUAUUAUUGCAAGUUGUAUGCAGUAUACAUGUACAUACAUGUUAAGUUUCUAAGUUUGAUAUCUUUACUUUAACUGUCUUCACGUGGAUACUACCUUUGCAGUAUAUAUGAAUGCGUAAAUUAUUUUGAUCAUAAUGAACAAUGUUAAGUGACAAAUGUCUUGUAAAGACUCGUUCAUAUGAUAUGUGAUGUUAACUGCAGGAAUUUUAUUUUUUAAGGGUAAAGGAAUGGUUGGGUGAGAAAGAAAAGUGUCUCUGCGUUUACUAUUCAGUCCCUUAUAUAGGUAUACUCACUUGUAUAUUUUAAAAGAAAUGUGAGGCCCUGUACACUUGAUUUACUUUUUAUUAUGCCGUAGAUUUUUAAGGCAGUUUGCUGCAUCGUACAGGAACAAGGAGUAAGUGACAAAAGAAUCCUUGUCUGAUGUUAAGUUCCAUCUAGCAAUACAGAUAUUUUACUUAAGAUAGGCCUGUGUAUUUUUUAUUUGGUGGAAGAGAUUGCAUUUUUGCAAUAGAUUUUUUAGACCGUUUUCUGCAUAGCACGGGUAUGAGGAGUAAGAUGACAAAAGAAUCCUAGUCCGAUAUUAAGUUCCUUCUAGCAAUGUAGAUAUUUUAAGUAGGCAAAGAUUUUUUGUGGAAGCGACCACAUUUUGUCAACAAUGUGCUUGUAAGAAAGAGUAAUAUAUUGUCCUAUAUUUAAUUCCUUUGGACUCUAACCAUCACCAUGUAUUUAGGAUUACUUUUUAAAAGAAAUUUCUUUAAAUAAAUGCCAUCAUUUUAAUCCCUGCCCAAAGACCAUGAUCAUUCUUGCUCAAAGUUUUUAUAUUUAUAUCUCUUUGAUUUUAGUUGUCUUAUUUUAAUGAGCCAUUUUAUGUACAUGUACCUGCCAUAAAGAAAUAUUAAAUUGGCAACACCAAAGAAAAAGAAAAAAAUAUUUCUAAAAAAAUAAUAACAGUAUCUUUUUAACCACUAGCCACUUUCUUUAAAAACCUAUACCGGUAAUAAAGUUACAUAUAUAUAUAUAUUAAUAUGUUGGGGGUUGACUGGAUUAUAUAAAUUUGGUACGUAUUUGAUAUGUUCUCUUGAUAUUUGUUCCUCUGUGAAAUUGCUUAGACAAUACUGUAAAACAAGAUGAUAUGCAAAACUGUACAUGUGUAUACUUAUUAUAAGUUAAGUGCAAUUUCAGAACAAUCAUUAUACAUACAUGUAGGUUAAUAUUUAUGCAUUCAUUUUUGGUAAUAUCUUAUUAAUUGUGAAGUAAUAUGUAUAUGUCCUAGAAAUCAUGAAAAUCAAUACUGGGAUUGGCGGAAACUUUGUUUAAAAGUGCCUGAGAUAUUUAUAUUUUUGAUGAUGUUAUUAGUUGACGAAGUAUCAUGUACUAUGAAUGAACAAUUGAUUCAGGUUGAUUCAAGUAUGGGUAAUCAUGUUAUGAUUAUGAAUUUUUCUCUAAGGGAAGUAUAUUUUGGUGCAUUAUAUUUAUAUGUUAUCUCUGGAAAUUACUUUAUUUAUCAAGUUUAGCAGUAAGCUUGAGCUUUUCUUUAGUUCUAUUUAUCAGUAAUAAACGCUGUUCUGUUCCCGGGUGAAAAGUCCAAAGCACAUCUAAUGAGUUAGAAUUAUUUGAAACUUGACAUGUUUAUUUUUUUUCUAUAGGACUUUAUGAAAUUGUGUUAUGCCAAACUUCCAGUCCGACUCAAUUUAAAAAUUAAAGAUUGAAGAUUUAUUUUAUUCAAUACUCGCAACCUUUACGGUUGAAUUGUUACUGACUUUACAUAUUUAAAAAACAUAUACAAAUUACAAGCAGAGGGAACAAAAACAGAUUCAAGUAAAAUACAAUGACAGUAGAAAGUGUACACAAAUUGCAAAUUUAAAAUGACAAUAGCAAUUAAUCUAGAAAUGGGAAACCAUGGGAAUUUCAAAAUAUUGGGUUAAAUGAAGUAAUUUUACUUGGACACCCUGACUAAACAUAAGAGAUGUCUAUUUUUUUCUGCAUCAAAUGUUUAGAUGUGAUAAAUUUCAGUACUAGCUUUGUUUAGACUACCUGUGUAUGUUUAUUGUUUACGGUAUAUUUUUUAUGACAAAUCAUAUGUUGAAGAGAUGUUAGUAAUCUAAGGACCCUAGGAAAAAUAUACACUAACACAGCUUUAUUUUAGAAUUUCAGAUUUUCCUGAGAUUAACUUAAUUUUAGAAACAUGUAGGUCACAAAGAGUUGUAAAUAAUCCAGAGGGGAAGUUUUAUUCUAAUUCAUUAUCUUUAAAUUUUGUGCUUAAUUUCAAGGUGAAAGAAGUGUAUUAUACUAUUAUAUCUAUUUUAAGUACCGGUAUAUUGUAAAUAUUUCCUGUUAUGUAUAAAUUGAUUAGCCUGAAGACCAUGGUACUAGUAAUAAAUACAGCACAUAUUAAAUACAUGAUUUAUAUACACACAUAAA
This is a messenger RNA of Strongylocentrotus purpuratus (purple sea urchin), 9635 nucleotides long. RefSeq lists its product as uncharacterized. The transcript is spliced from 28 exons. NCBI's taxonomy places the organism in Eukaryota, Metazoa, Echinodermata, Echinoidea, Camarodonta, Strongylocentrotidae. The record is from RefSeq and is a predicted model, not a curated record. Bases 452 to 6016 code for a protein of 1854 amino acids.